AUGUGGAAGAUGAUCGAGGAAGACGUUUGCACAAGGUACAACCCUGGGCAAGGCCGGCUACGAUUGAUCGUCAUAACGGACGGCUACGACACCCACUCUCCAGGUGAUUACUGUGGCAUCAGGGGUAUGGAUCCCUUGAUGAAGGAGCUACAGAAGCAAGGGUUCGACGUGGAGUGGCACAUUGUCAUCCUGGGCCGUGGCUUCCAAGCCGAGGAGCGCAGAAGCUACGAGGACGGUGGGGCAAGCAGCGAAGCCUCUCACCGUUUCCUGGAAGCUCUCAGGGAAGGCUCCGGCUCGCGGCAGGCACGGCAGCAAGCAUACCUAGCAGACACGGCUGCCGGGCGCAUGCAGAAGGUGGAGUGGUUCAAAGCUUUGCCUCCAGCCGCAAAAAGGUUCGAGAAGUGGCUUUUGCCAAAUGCCAAUGGCGCUUCUUGCCCAGGCGUGGAGUUGCUGAACAAAUUCAAACAGCAUCCGGGCUGGUUUGUCUUGGUUGCAAGACCAAAGCGAAGCAUUAUGGACAUUGCUCCUUUGUUGGCGGCCAAGAUGCGCUUCGCGGAUUUGCCUUUAGCUGCUGAAGGCAAGCAGGCCAUGCAGGAGGCACUCGCGCAUGGAGGGUUUGGACUGGUCGCAGACACCUUCGAGACAGAGAUCCAGCAAAAGAGCUUCGAAGCCAUCCGUGCCGGUGCGGAGGUUGUGGCACGGGCAAAGACAGGCGAAGUGGAGAUGGUGGCUGCAGAAGCGGAGAAGCUGACAAAGUACUACACCACCUGCAGGGAUGUAUUGGUCCGAGAGGUUCUUGAUGUUGUCGCAGAUUUGCGAUCGCGACUACUUGAGUAUUGCCUGGAUCCUGAGAAUCAGUUAGCCAGCCGAUUUGCGGCAUCCAUUGGCGCCUUGGACGAGGUGGUUGACAUCCAAGAUCCUUGCGUGUACAUCGCUCCGGCCACGGUCACGGAGUACUGGUAUUCUUUUGGUCCUCCAUCGACAGCGGUUCCUGGCAGCCACACUUUUCCGUACCAUGAUCCCAUGCGCGGAGCGAGGUGGAAGGGCUUCCAAGAUGAUGCCUUGGACUAUGCAAUCCAGAGCCAUGAGGACUACAGUGCUAAGAUGCCACUGAUGCAAUUGCGACACGAGGCUUUCAUGCGUGAGUUCCGGCACCUCUUUCGCUAUCCUGGGGGAGCCAGCCCCGGCUCUGCUUCAUGGAGCAAGGAGCGGCCUCCGCCGGUUCGGCGCAUCGCGGAGCCGGAGCCAGAGCGUGCUGAGCAGAUCGCAGUCCAGAUGUGA
This is a messenger RNA of Symbiodinium pilosum, 1281 nucleotides long. The record is from the annotation of a GenBank genome assembly. Lineage: Eukaryota; Dinophyceae; Suessiales; Symbiodiniaceae.